Messenger RNA from Acaulospora morrowiae, 1358 nucleotides. NCBI's taxonomy places the organism in Eukaryota, Fungi, Glomeromycota, Glomeromycetes, Diversisporales, Acaulosporaceae. The record is from the annotation of a GenBank genome assembly.
CCUCAUACCAUCACGUAACCUUACGACCGACUAUCACAUUACGUUUGAACAUAAAACGUUUCAUGAGCACGCCGACCACCAUACAGGUGCCAGAAAGUAAGAGACACCUGGUUCCCACCGCCGGAACCUAUCCUAAAGGAUUUAAUGUUACAGGUCUUCACUGCGGUGUGAAAAAGAAUGGGAAUAAGGACUUGGCCUUAAUUAUAUCCGAAAGGUCAUGUACGGCUGCCGCGGUAUUCACGAAAAAUACUUUCAAAGCCGCACCGGUUUUGCUAUCACGGGAGAUUUUGGAUAAAAAGUAUGGUCAAAAUAUUCGAGCACUGGUCGCAAACUCCGGUUGCGCCAAUGCCGUGACUGGCACAAAAGGCAUGGAUAACGCGAGAAAGAUGUCAGACGAAGUGUCAAAAUUGACAGGCGUGGAAUCAAGCACCCUGGUCAUGUCCACAGGUGUUAUCGGUCAGCAUUUACCAAUUGAAAAGAUUGUUACUGGAAUCAAUUCCGCUUAUAAAAAAUCUGCAGAUGGGUCUCACGAGAGAUGGAUCGAAAUAGCUGAAGCGUUCAUGACAACCGAUACCUUUCCAAAGUUAAGAUCUGGUCAAUUCACCUUACCAUCCUCAGGAUUAACAUACAGAAUGGCAGGAAUAACCAAGGGUGCGGGUAUGAUUCAUCCCAAUAUGGCCACAUUAUUGGCAACCAUCGUAACCGAUGCACCAAUCACUGCGCCAGCUUUGAAUAGUGCUCUCAAGUAUGCUGCCGAAAGAUCUUUUAAUUCCAUUAGUAUAGACGGGGAUAUGAGCACCAAUGACACAUUUGCUGUAUUGGCAAAUGGUGCUGCGGAUGAUGGCAAAGGAGUGAUUAUCGAUGAUGUGCAUGGUCAAGAUUUUUUGAGAUUUAGAGAUCAUCUUACGAAUUUUGCGAUUGAUUUAGCUAAAUUGGUGGUGAGAGAUGGUGAGGGUGCCACAAAAUUCGUGACCAUUCAUGUUAAGGGCGCACCAACGUUCCCGGAGGCAAAAAAAAUUGCUUCCACGAUCGCCACUUCAGCCUUAGUUAAGACCGCAUUAUUUGGCCAAGAUGCGAAUUGGGGUCGUAUUCUUUGUGCAGUUGGAUAUUCUGAUGUCUCUUCGGUCGUCCCAAACAAAGUAUCUGUAUCGUUUAUACCGGCUGAUGGGUCGGCACCUUUGAAACUACUUACUCUUGGCGAACCAGAAAAUGUAGACGAAGAGAGGGCCUUGGAAAUCCUAAAGAUGGAGGAACUGGAAAUUAGCGUGGAGUUAGGAAUCGGCGAUGAAGAAGCGAAAAUGUGGACUUGUGAUUUUAGUUAUGAUUAUAUCAAGAUCAAUGCAGAUUAUAGAACAUAA